Molecule: messenger RNA, 2238 nt
Organism: Herpailurus yagouaroundi (jaguarundi)
Lineage: Eukaryota; Metazoa; Chordata; Mammalia; Carnivora; Felidae
Gene: HSD17B12
Product: hydroxysteroid 17-beta dehydrogenase 12
Exons: 11
Coding region: 134-1072 (312 amino acids)
Cellular component (GO): endoplasmic reticulum
Molecular function (GO): oxidoreductase activity
Source: RefSeq, a predicted model, not a curated record
GGGGUUUAGGCCGAAAGAGGCGCAGGAGCAGCGCCUGUUAGUGUCGUCUUCACCGUCACGGGCAGGCGCUUCUUCCUGGAUUCAUUCAUUCGUUUUUUUCAUUCACGAAGGUAGUAAGGCCUAGUUGAAAGCCAUGGAGAGCGCUCUUCCUGCCGCUGGCUUCCUGUACUGGGUGGGCGCAGGCACCGUGGCCUACCUGGCCCUGCGCAUCUCGUGCUCGCUUUUCACGGCCCUUCGGGUCUGGGGUUUGAGUCACGAGGUAGGGGUCGGACCCGGGCUCGGAGAAUGGGCAGUUGUCACAGGUAGUACUGAUGGAAUUGGGAAGUCAUAUGCAGAAGAGUUAGCAAAACAUGGAAUGAAGAUUGUCCUUAUCAGCAGAUCACAAGAUAAACUGAACCAAGUUUCUAGUGAAAUAAGAGAAAAAUUCAAGGUGGAAACAAUGACCAUUGCUGUUGACUUUGCAUCAGAAGAUAUUUAUGAUAAAAUUAAAACAAGCUUGGCAGGCCUGAAAAUUGGUGUUUUAGUGAACAAUGUGGGAGUGUCAUAUGAGUAUCCCGAAUACUUUCUGGACAUUCCUGACUUGGACAAUACCAUCAAGAAACUGAUAAAUGUAAAUGUUCUUUCUGUUUGUAAGAUGACACGAUUGGUGCUGCCUGGCAUGGUGGAAAGAUCGAAAGGGGCCAUUCUGAACAUCUCCUCUGCCAGCGGCCUAGUCCCUGUUCCACUUUUGGCCAUGUACUCUGCGACCAAGGCUUUUGUGGAUUUCUUCUCUCAGUGCCUCCAUGAGGAGUACAGGAGCAAGGGCAUCUUUGUGCAGAGUGUCCUGCCAUUCUUCAUAGCUACAAAGCUGUCUAAAAUCCGAAAGCCCACUCUGGAUACGCCCUCUGCAGAGACCUUCGUGAAGUCUGCGAUUAAAACGGUGGGCUUGCAGUCCCGAACCACUGGAUACCUGAUCCAUUCUCUUAUGGGCUCGAUAAUUUCAGUCAUGCCUACCUGGCUGUAUUUUAAAAUAACCACGAAUAUGGGCAAAUCCACGCGGGCUCGCUAUCUGAAGAAAGCCAAGAAGAAUUAAGCAUCGAUAACUGCACUGAGUAGCUUGGCUGGGUGCACCAACCUACACAGGAUUAUGGCAAGACACCCCCCUCUCCAAAAUCUGCGGUUGUCAUUUAUCAAUUACUAAUAAGGCUAAAUGUUGUCAUAAUUGGGAGGAGAGCAGAAGUUGCUUUCAGGAAUUCCAGACAUAUAUUCUGGAUCCUACCAGGAGUUAUUUUGAAGUUUAAUAUAAAUGCUCAUAUAAAAUGGACAUAGAACUAAUACUAGCUAGAACAGUGUAAUGGGAAGGAACAUGAUUGUAGCAAAUCACAGAACGACAGAGACAGACGUAAUGCUUCAGUGGUUUCGUCUGGCCAAAAUGCCAACGAUGAUGAUCUUUGUAUUUUCUCUGAAAUAUACUUUAAAAAGUAAUGGCCAGCUCCCCCCACCCCCCAUUUUUUUUUAACACUUUUGGGGGAGUGGAGCUGAAUUGAUUCACUUAUGGGAGGACAUAUUGCAAUAUACAUCACUAGAAGGUUUUCUAAAAGUAUGUCCCGGCUUGUACAUUUAUAUGGAACUUUUUAUGCUCAAAGGUAGCUGAUCACAUAAAAAUAAGACAUGAAAUAUGGAGUUCUUUUUGACACAUGAAGCCUGCUAAAAUAUGCUUUCCUCUGAUACAUAUUUCUUUUCAGUUUAAAUGCAUGUAAAUACUGAAGGCUAUAUGGUAUGAUUUAUAAAGGUAAAUGGACCAGAAAGUACACUGAGGUGGGCAGCCGCUUAUGGUGUCACUAAAACCGUUAUCCAGGAAAGUGGCUUGCUUAGUCCCCAGCCUCUUCUGUUUCUGCACUGCACCAAUACUGCUCACAUAUGUGACCACACGCUAUUCCCACCACAGUAAUGAUAACAGAGAAGUGGCCUUGUAGUUUUAAACUGAUACCCUAUUGAUAGCAAUAUGACUAGUUUUAAUAAAAGGUGAUAGAACCAUGGUGUUGAUUGAAAAAAUGUAUUUCUUUCGUACUCGAAAUUAAGGCUGUUUUUACACUGGCUUAAUAUAAAUUGAGACUUACUUUUAUCCUGCUCCAUAACUUGUUUGAAGGAAAUCAUCAAGAAAUAAUUCAAUAUUGUGAAACAUGCAAUACAGAAGAUAGGUCUUUACCAAGGCUGUGGUUCUUAGGCUCUGAGUUUUAAGCACUAGGAGAUUUGUCC